Coregonus sp. 'balchen' is the source of this 25632-nucleotide messenger RNA. Lineage: Eukaryota; Metazoa; Chordata; Actinopteri; Salmoniformes; Salmonidae. The record is from the annotation of a GenBank genome assembly.
AUGGCUGCUACUACUUCAGCCACGGUUACAGAACCUCCUGGAUUAGAGAUUCAACGCAAAGAAAUCGAGUCUCUGCUUCAGGAACAUGAACUCCGUGCAGGGGAUACUUGGUGAGACUCUUACCGCCCUCUGCUCUGAACUGACACCCACACUGAGUGAUGUAGCUACUGUAGAUAGCUACCACGACAACAACAAAUGAUAGCGAUGAGUCCAUGACUGUAUUUGCUGUUGCUUACAUGACAGAUAUCAUAAUCAGCAUAAUCUACCAUUAUCUUUAGAUAAGGGCAAUUUUUUCUUGGCAAAUUCAAUGAAUAAACAUUGGUUAGAGUGUUGAAUCCUCUUGCCUAGGAUCUCAGCGCUGGUGUUUGGCGAAUGAUGUUUGAUCACUGCGUUAGUAUUUUAGGGAGAGCAUGCUGUGGAAAAGCUUACAUUUUGAUAUUAAUAUGACGAUUAACAUCAUGUCCCAGUUGGGAAAGAUCAUGUCAAAGUUUUGGCUUUAACAACCAAGAAAACGUUAACUAACUAGCUACACUGACAGCAGGCUAGCCCGCCUGUGUUAACUAGCUGUUAACUGCUAGCUAGCUACAGGACAGGAACAGCUAGCUAGUAACUUGCAAUCUUUUCGGUUUAGUUUAAGAUUUUUGGUGUUCUGUUUGUUUUCCAAAGUUUGCAUUUAUUGUGUGUUGUCCUAUUAGUGAGCGCCAUCUAAAUUAGCUAGCUAACUGCAUAGCUAGCUAGUGUUAGCUCGAUAAACCCAAUUAGCUAGCUGGCUGCUGCUUUCGGUUUUACCAGCAAAGUUUCGUUUUAUCAGUAUCACACCCAGAUUAGGAAAUUAUAGUUGCAAAAAUUGUGGUUAUAAAGUUCAGGAUAUUUAUUGAAGUGUGAAUGAAUGAAACGCCAUUUAAGUACUGUUUUGUCCUAACAAACUCAAUUAAAAAGGAAACCAGACAAUUGGCUAUAAUUUGCCAAAGCCGAGCUGCCCAAAUAAAAUAUCCAUUGCUGCAAUUGUGGUUAUGCCAUUUUUAUUUUAUUUUUUAUUUAACCUUUAUUUAACCAGGUAAGCCAGUUCAGAACAAGUUCUCAUUUACAACUGCGACCUGGCAUUAUAGUAUUGUAUCAGUAAAUACACCUAAUACACCCCAAUCAGAUAGAACGUUAGUGAUGAAAAACUAGCUUAGGGGAAUGUGAUGUUGGUUAAUGUAGGCAGGCAAAAUAUAAGCCUCCCCAAUUGAGUUGUUCUUAUAACUAACACAUGCAGGUACCUGGUGGAGAGGCGAUGGUAUGAGCAGUGGAAGGAGUAUGUGGAGACAGGAGACCAGAACUCCUCUUCUUUCCCUGGACAGAUCGACAACACAGAGCUGUUUGAGGGUAAGUGUCACAUCACAAGGAUAUCCUGUAACAACAGAAGACCCAUUAUUCUAUGUUUGGUUCAUUUACUUCUACCCCAAAUAUGCUGUUGUUGUGUCAACAUGAAAAGGCUAAGCUGUCUAAUGAUGAUUAUGAAACCCACAGAACUGGAUUCCUACCAUCUGAAGGAGCGUCUGGUGGAGAAUGAGGACUUUGUGUUGAUCCCUGCCGACGCAUGGCACAAUCUGCUGGCCUGGUAUGGCAUGGUCGAUGAUCAGCCUGCCCUGGAGCGGAAGGUAAAACAGUGGUCACAGAGAUGCAGAGAAAACCUGCAUACCCUGUGGUCAUGUUACAUAGACUGGCUGCCUGAUAACUAGCGCUGGGUAUUGCCAGGGACCUUAUGUAUGAUAUUAUCACAAUACUUAGGUGCAGAUACGAUAUAUAUUUUGAUUCUCGCGGUUAUAUAUGUUUUGCGAUUCAAUACUAUGAUUUUAUUGUGAUUCCAUGGUCCAAACAUAUUGCUCACCAUAUGUCAGUUUUGAUCAGUGAUUGAAAUAAAAGCGAUGAAAACAAAUUGGCUCCCUAUUUAAAAAGAUGGAGAACAAGAUAUAAAUAAAAUAUCCUGGAGUGUUUGUGCAGGUCCAGCCAACUAGCGCAAAAAGAAUGUUGCGAUAUGUAACUUUUUAGAUUUCUUCCCCCAUCACUACUGACAAUUUCAUGAAAAUUAUGCACGCGCAUCGAUGGGGCAGAAGGCUAUGCGUUGUUAUGAUUCUGAACAGUCAGAUAGCAAGAAACAAUGACCAGAAGCUUCCAUUUGGGGAAUUCUAGGUGGCUUGUUUCAGCUAGUUGUAUCUUGUUCUUAAUACCAUGUCUUGUUUUCAGGUGUUUUGACUUAGUUCAUGUCUAUGCUAAUAGGGCAAAAAUUAUUUAGCUAGCUAACCAACAACUGUAACAAUGUAUUUGAGACAAGUGCUUAUUGUGAAAAUCUAUUUGUUGUCAAAAAUCCAUUGGAGUUGACAGUUGUUUUGCCCCCGAAGUUGGUCACACAUCCUAUUGGUUUCAAAAUAACCCACCCGUCUAUCAAGGAACUGACUGUACAUCCACAUCUGUCUACAAACUACUAUGUGAUCGUGGACCUGACUACGGUAGUUUUAUGUCCUACAGACCGUCAUUCAAAGGACAAUGUUGUGUCUAUGAAAAGACACAACUGCCAUUGAAGUGUUUCAUUUGUAUUUGGCAAUUCAUUGUCUGUGAUUGCUUGGUCUAUUUCAGGUGGUGGAUCUACCCAGCACAGUCAAGGUUGAGGUCUAUCCUGUGGAAAUCUUCCUGUGUCUCCAUAGCAACAUGGAAAAUGUUGUGACGGCACAGUUUAGCCGUGCAGAUCACAUCCGUAAGUAGAAACACAUCCAAAAGGUGCAUUAGUAGCUUUGAUAGGUCGGUGUGCAAGCUAUGCAUCUCUAUAUAAACUCAGCAAAAAAAGAAACGUCCCUUUUUCAGGACCCUGUCUUUCAAAGAUAAUUUUUAAAAAUCCAAUAACGUCACAGAUCUUCAUUGUAAAGGGUUUAAACACUGUUUCCCGUGCUUGUUCAAUGAACCAUAAACAAUUAAUGAACAUGCACCUGUGGAACGGUCGUUAAGACACGAACAGCUUACAGACGGUAGGCAAUUAAGGUCACAGUUAUGAAAACAGGUACAGGAUGGCAACAACAACCGCCCGAGUUACACCAGGAACGCACAAUCCCUCCAUUAGUGCUCAGACUGUCCGCAAUAGGCUGAGAGAGGCUGGACUGAGGGCUGGUAGGCCUGUUGUAAGGCAGGUCCUCACCAGACAUCACCGGCAACAACGUCACCUAUGGGCACAAACCUAACGUCGCUGGACCAGACAGGACUGGCAAAAAGUGCUCUUCACUGACGAGUCGUGGUUUUGUCUCACCAGGGGUGAUGGUCGGAUUCGCGUUUAUCAUCGAAGGAAUGAGCCUGUACUCUGGAGCGGGAUCGAUUUGGAGGUGGAUGGUCCGUCAUGGUCUGGGGCGGUGUGUCACAGCAUCAUCGGACUGAGCUUGUUGUCAUUGCAGGCAAUCUCAACGCUGUACGUUACAGGGAAGACAUCCUCCUCCCUCAUGUGGUACCCUUCCUGCAGGCUCAUCCUGACAUGACCCUCCAGCAUGACAAUGCCACCAGCCAUACUGCUCGUUCUGUGCGUGAUUUCCUGCAAGACAGGAAUGUCAGUGUUCUGCCAUGUCCAGCGACGAGCCCGGAUCUCAAUUCCAUUGAGCACGUCUGGGACCUGUUGGAUCGGAGGGUUAGGGCUAGGGCCAUUCCCCCCAGAAAUGUCCGGGAACUUACAGGUGCCUUGAUGGAAGAGUGGGGUAACAUUUCACAUCAAGAACUGGCAAAUCUGGUGCAGUCCAUGAGGAGACGUACUGCAGUACUUAAUGCAGCUGUUACUUUUGAUUUUGCCCCCCCCCCUUUGUUCAGGGACACAUUAUUCAAUUUCUGUUAGUCACAUGUCUGUGGAACUUGUUCAGUGUAUGUCUGUUGUUGAAUCUUAUGUUCAUACAAAUAUUUACACAUGUUUGCUGAAAAUAAACGCAGUUGACAGUGAGAGGACGUUUCUUUUUUUGCUGAGUUUAUGUGCGUUUGUUAAUUGUUUUCCUCUUCAGAUACGAUUCAGAAGGUGAUGAUGAAGCAGUUUGAGGUGGUCGAGGGAACAGAGACCCGGCUGUGGAUGAAGAGCUCAGACACCUGCUGUGAGAGGCUGCGGAACGUUCACGUCAGUGUCCUCGACUCCUGCCUCAGCUCUGGCAUGGUAUGUCUGUUAUGUCUGCUCCCCUCUCUCUGACCCUCAUCCCACCCUACUCCACAUCUACCUGCUUGCAUCCCUCUGUUGCUUCCUGCGAUACAGUGAUAGUGUGUUUAAAUGGCAGCUGUGUUGUAACCUGUCCUGUCUGCAUUGCAGACAAUGAUCAUGGAGAUGAGGAAUGCAGAUGGUACCUGGCCCAGCUCCAGACCGCAGAUCAUGUGAGGGUUCCUUUUAUUUAUUUUGUAUUUAUUUUUAAAUAUAUUAUCAGUGUGUAGAGAAUGUACUGUCCACCACAAUUAGUGUUGCUAAUGUAGUGUAAUGUUUUGUGGUAAAAGUGAUUCCCAUAUGUGUGACAAAAAAAGUGUAUCUGUACUAAGGAGAGUACUGUACAGUACCUUUUGUGUUAUUGUACUGUUCGGUAGGUGAUUUUAUAUUUCUCCUUCCAUGUCUUGUAGUAGGAACUCUGUGGAGGAACAGGACUUUUACCGGGGCCAGCCAGGAGUCUGUGGCCUCACCAACCUAGGAAACACAUGUUUCAUGAACUCGGCACUGCAGGUACAGUGUUGUGAAAAAGUAUUUGCCCCCUUUCUAAUUUUCUCUACUUUUGCAUAUUUCUGAUACUGAAUGUUAUCAGAUCUUCAACCAAAACCUAAUAUUAGAUAAAGGGAACCUGAGUGAACAAAUAACACAACAAUUACAUACUUAUUAGAUUUAUUUCAUAAACAAAGUUAUGCAACACCCAAUGCCGCUGUGUGAAAAAGUAACAACAAUAAUUGGUUGUGCUACCUUUAGCUGCAAUGACACCAACCAAACGGUUCCUGUAGUUUUGUCCCACUCUUCCAUGCAGAAAAAAUAUAAACGCAACAUGUAAAGUGUUGGUCACAUGUUUCAUGAGCUUAAAUACAAGAUCACAUAAAUGUUACAUAUGCACAAAAAGCUUAUUUCUCUCAAUUUGUGCACACAUUUGUUUGCAUCCCUGUUAGUGAGCAUAUCUACUUUGCCAAGAUAAUCCAUCCACUUGAUAGGUGUGGCAUAUCAAGAAGCUGAUUAAACAGCAUGAUCAUUACAUAGGAACACCUUGUGCUGGGGACAAUAAAAGGCCACUCUAAAAUCUGCAGUUUUGUCACACAACACAAAGCCACAGAUGUCUCAAGUUUUGGGGGAGCGUGCAAUUGGCAUGCUGACUGCAGGAAUGUCCACCAGAGCUGUUGCCAGACAAUUUCAUGUUAAUUUCUCUACAAUUAGCCGCCUCCGUCGUUUUAGAGAAUUUGACACAAUCGCAAACCACGUGUAUGGCGUUGUGUGGGCGAGCGGUUUGCUGAUGUCAAUGUUGUGAACAGAGUGCAGGCAUAAGCUACGAUCAAUGAACACAACUUAAUUUUAUCGAUGGCAAUUUGAAUGCACAGAGAUACCAUGAUGAGAUCCUGAGGCCCAUUGUCAUGCCAUUCAUCCGCCGCCAUCCCCUCAUGUUUCAGCAUGAGAAUGCACGGCCCCAUGUCGCAAGGAUCAGUACACAGUUCCAGUUCUUCCAUGGCCUGCAUACUCACCAGACAUGUCACCAAUUGAGCAUGUUUGGGAUUGUUAGGUUCUAAACAAACAGAGGAAAAACUCAAUGACUAGGAAAAACUCAAACCAAGUUUAUUCCCCCACUGUGUCAAACAGCUGCAAAGAUAAAGACACAAGCACAUACAGUGCGUUCGGAAAGUAUUCAGAACACUUAACUAUUUCCACAUAUUGUUACGUUACAGCCUUAUUCUAAAAUUGAUUAAAAAAAAUAUAUAUAUAAUAAUCCUCAGCAAUCUACACACAAUACCCCAUAAUGACAAACCAAAAACUGAAAAAUGACAUUUACAUAAGUAUUCAGACCCUUUACUCAGUACUUUGUUGAAGCACCUUUGGCGGUGAUAACAGCCUCAAUUCUUCUUGGGUAUGACGUUACAAGCUUGGCACACCUGUAUUUGGGGAGUUUCUCCCAUUCUUGUCUGCAGAUCCUCUCAAACUACAGUUGAAGUCUGAAGUUUACAUACACUUAGGUUGGAGUCAUUAAAACUUGUUUUUCAACCACUCCACAAAUGUCUUGUUAACUAACUAUAGUUUUGGCAAGUUGUUUAGGACAUCUACUUUGAGAAUGACACAUGUUAUUUUUCCAACAAUUGUUUACAGACAGAUUAUUUCACUUAUAAUUCACUGUAUCACAAUUCCAAUGGGUCAGAAGUUUACGUGCACUAAAUUGACUGUGCCUUUAAACAGCUUGGAAAAUUCCAGAAAAUGAUGUCAUGGCAUUAAAGCUUCUGAUAGGCUAAUUGACAUCAUUUGAGUCUAUUGGAGGUGUACCUGUAGAUGUAUUUCAAUGCCUACCUUCAAACUCUGUGCCUCUUUCCUUGACAUCAUGGGAAAAUCAAAAGAAAUCAGCCAAGACCUCAGAAAAAAAAUGUGUAGACCUCCACAAGUCUGGUUCAUCCUUGGGAGCAAUUUCCAGACGCCUGAAGGUACCACGUUCAUCUGUACAAACAAUAGUAUGCAAGUGUAAACACCAUGGGACCACGCAGCCGUCAUACCGCUCAGGAAGGAGACGCGUUCUGUCUCCUUGAGAUGAACGUACUUUGGUGCGAAAAGUGCAAAUCAAUCCCAGACCAACAGCAAAGGACCUUGUGAAGAUGCUGGAGGAAACAGGUACAAAAGUAUCUAUAGCCACAGUAAAACUAGUCCUUUAUCGACAUAACCUGAAAGGCCGCUCAGCAAGGAAGAAGUCACUGCUCCAAAACCGCCAUUAAAAAAGCCAGACUACGGUUUGCAACUGCACAUUAGGACAAAGAUCGUACUUUUUGGAGAAAUGUCCUCUGGCUGAUGAAACAAAAAUAGAACUGUUUGGCCAUAAUGACCAUCGUUAUGUUUGGAGGAGAAAGGAGGUACUUGCAAGCCGACGAACACCAUCCCAACCGUGAAGCACGGGGUGGCAGCAUCAUGCUGUGGGGGUGCUUUGCUGCAGGAGGGACUGGUGCACUUCACAAAAUAGAUGGCAUCAUGAGGAUGGAAAAUUAUGUGGAUAUAUUGAAGCAACAUCUCAAGACAUCAGUCAGGAAGUUAAAGCUUGGUCGCAAAUGGGUCUUCCAAAUGGACAAUGACCCCAAGCAUACUUCCAAAGUUGUGGCAAAAUGGCUUAAGGACAACAAAGGCAAGGUAUUACAGUGGCCAUCACAAAGCCCUGACCUCAAUCCUAUAGAAUAUUUGUGGGCAGAACUGAAAAAGUGUGUGCGAGGAAGGAGGCCUACAAACCUGACUCAGUAACACUAGCUCUGUCAGGAGGAAUGGGCAAAAAUUCACCCAACUUAUUGUAGGAAGCUUGUGGAAGGCUACCUGAAACGUUUGACCCAAGUUAAAGAAUUUAAAGGCAAUGCUACCAAAUACUUAUUGAGUGUAUGUAGACUUCUGACCCACUGGGAAUGUGAUGAAAGAAAUAAAUCAUUCUCUCUACUAUUAUUCUGACAUUUCACAUUCUUAUAAUAAAGUGGUGAUCCUAACUGACCUAAAACAGGGAAUCUUUACUGGGAUUAAAUGUCAGGAAUUGUGAAAAACUGAGUUUAAAUGUAUUUGGCUAAGGUGUAUGUAAACUUCUGACUUCAACUGUAUGUCAGGUUAGAUCGGGAGCGUUGCUGCACAGCUAUUUUGAGGUCUCUGUAGAGAUUUUCGAUCGGGUUCAAGUCCGGGCAAUGGCUGGGCCACUCAAGGACAUUCAGAGACUUGUCCCGAAGCCACUCUUGUGUUGUCUUGGCUGUGUGCUUAGGGUUGUUGUUCUGUUGGAAGGUGAACCUUCGCCCCAGUCUGAGGUCCUGAGCGUUCUGGAGCAGGUUUUCGUCAAGGAUCUCUCUGUACUUUGCUCGCUUCAUCUUUCCCUCGAUCCUGACUGGUCUCCCAUUCCCUGCCGCUGAAAAAUAUCCCCACAGCAUGAUGCUGCCACCACCAUGCUUCACCAUAGGGAUGGUGCCAGGUAUCCUCCAGACGUGACGCUUUGCAUUCAGGCAAGAUCUUGUUCAAUCUUGGUUUCAUCAGACCAGAGAGUCUAGUUUCUCAUGGUCUGAGAGUCCUUCAGUUGCCCUUUGGCAAACUCCAAGCGGGCUGUCAUGUGCCUUUUACUGAGAAGUGGCUUCCGUCUGGCCAUAUCAUAAAUCCCUGAUUGGUGGAGUGCUGCAGAGAUGGUUGUCCUUCAGGAAGGUUCUCCCAUCUCCCCAGAGGAACUCUGGAGCUCUGUAAGAGUGACCAUCGUGUUCUUGGUCACCUCCCUGACCAAGGCCCUUCUCCCCUGAUUGCUCAGUUUGGCUGGGCGGCAAGCUCAAGGAAGAGUCUUAGUGGUUCCAGACUUCUUCCUUUUAAGAAUUAUGGAGGCUACUGUGUUCUUGAGGACUUUCAAUGCUACAGACAUUUUUUGGUAUCCUUCCCCAUAUAUGUUCCUCGACACAAUCCUGUCUUGGAGCUCUACAGACAAUUUCUUCGACCUCAUGGCUUGGUCUUUGCUCUGGCAUGCACUGUCAACUCUGGGACCUUAUCGCCUCCCGAGUGGCGCAGUGGUCUAAGGCACUGUAUCGCACCGUAAGCACACAUCCAAGACAACACGAGUGGCUUCGGGACAAUUCUCUGAAUGUCCUUGAGUGGCCCAGCCAUAGUCCGGACUUGAAUCCGAUCAAACAUCUCUGGAGAGACCUCAAAAUAGCUGUGCAGCAACGCUCCCCAUCUAAGCUGACAUAGUUUGCCCCGGGUUCGAUCCCAGGCUGUGUCACAGCCGGCCUUGACCGGGAGACCCGUUAAGGUGCAUAAUUGGCGUAGCGUCGUCCGGGUUAUUGGAGGUUUUGGCCGGCCGGGGUUUCUUUGUCCCAUCGUGCUCUAGUGACUCCUUGUGGCGGGCCGGGUGCAUGCAAGCUGACUUCGAUCGUCAGUUUAACUGUGUUUCCUCCGACACAUUGGUGCGGCUGGCUUCCGGGUUAAGCGAGCAGUGCGUCAAGAAGCAGUGCGGCUUGGCAGGGUCGUAUUUCGGAGGACGCAUGGCUCUUGACCUUCGCCUCUCCCGAGUCCGUAGGGGAGUUGCAGCGAUGAGACAAGAAUGUAACUACCAAUUGGAUAUCAUGAAAUUGGGGAGAAAGGGGUAAAUACAAACAAAUAAAUAAGUAAAUAAACUCUGGGACCUUAUAUAGACCAGUGUGUGCCUUUCCAAAUCAUGUCCAAUCAAUUGAAUUUACCACAGGUGGACUCCAAUCAAUUUGUAGAAAUAUCUCAAGGAUGAUCAAUGGAAACAGGAUGCACCUGAGCUCAAUUUCGAUUGUCAUAGCAAAUGUCUGAAUACUUUAGGUAUUUCUGUUUUUUAUUUGUAAUAAUAAAUAAACAUUUCUAAAAACCAGUUUUCACUUUGUCAUUGUGGGUUAUUGUGUGGAUUGUUGAGGAAAAACAUUUAUUUAAUCAAUUUUAGAAUAAUGCUAUAACGUAACAAAAUGUGGAAAAAGGGAAGGGGUCUGAACACUUUCCGAAUGCACUGUAUAUUUAUACCCUCCUACUAGGCUGAGUCAACUUCUUGCACAUCUAGACUGCCAAAACGUCUCUGUUGCUAGUCAGGAACUUAAAUUGGUUCCUCUCACUGGUGUAGUCAUGGCCCUGCCUCCUGCUAGAACCUCUGUGGGUGUGAAAAUAUAUGUGUAUGGAAUAGGACUGUUCCUUCUCACUUCAUCUCACCUGACCUCGGUCCGAAUUCCUCGCCCCUCCCUAAUCCACGACUGUCCUACUUUAUCAGUGACUGAAACCAGACUGUUGCCCUUUGCCUCCCUCCUUAGGAUCAAUCAAUCAAUCAAAUUAAUUUAUAAAGCCCUUUUUACCUCAGCAGAUGUCACAAAGUGCUAUACAGAAACCCAGCCUAAAACCCCAAACCGCAAGCAAUGCAGAUGUAGAAGCACGGUAGCUAGGUAAAACUACCUAGAAAGGCAGAAACCUAGAGCGGAACCAGGCUCUGAGGGUGGCCAGUCCCCUUCUGGCUGUGCCUGGUGGAGAUUAUAACAGUAUAUGGCCAUUAAGGCCACAUUUUUCUCCAAGAUGUUCAAACGUUCAUAGAUGACCAGCAGGGUCAAAUAAUAAUCAGUGGUUGUAGAGGUUGCAACAGGUCAGUACAUCAGGAGUAAAUGUCACUUGGCUUUUCAUAGCCGGGCAUUUAGAGGUUGAAACAUCAGGUGCAUUAGAGAGAGAGUCUUGGACAAGGUAGCACGUCCGGUGAACAGGUCAGGGUUCCAUAGCCGCAGGCAGAAGAGUGGAAGCUGGAGCAGGAGCAUGACCAGGUGGACUGGGGACAGCAAGGAGUCAUCAGGCCAGGUAGUUCUAAGGCAUGGUCCUAGGGCUCAGGUACUCCAGGAGGAGAGGGAGAGAGAGAGAAUUAGAGGGAGCAUACUUAAAUUCACACAGGACACCGAAUUAGACAGGAGAAUAACACCAGAUAUAACAGACUGACCCUAGCCCCCCGGCACAUAGGAGCCAUGAGAGUUAACAAUACCAUGUAUUGACAGAAUGUAAACUUUCUGCACUCCCCCUUCCUCACUCUGUAACUUUCCAUACACCUAGUUCUUAUCCACCCUCCAUUGACCCCAACAUAAACAUUCCUUAUACAUGUAAAGUAAUCAACAAGUUAUAGUAUGGGAACAUGAAUAAGUGUAUUUCAAGAUAGAAUCCAACAGGAUGCUCUGGAUCGACGUGUACGACAUCAUGUUCCUGUUCCCGCCAAUAUCCAGUAAUUUAGCACAGCCAUUUGAAGAGGAGUGGAACAACAUUCCACAGGCCACAAUCAACAGCCUGAUCAACUCUAUGUGAAGGAGAUGUGUCGCGAUGCAUGAGGCAAAUGUUGGUCACACCAGAUACUGACUGUUUUUCUGAUCCACGCUCCUACCUUUUUUUAAAGGUAUCUGUGACCAACAGAUGCAUAUCUGUAUUCCCAGUCAUGUGAAAUCCAUAGAUUAGGGCCUAAUUUAUUUAUUUAAAUUGACUGAUUUUCCUUAUAUGAACUGUAAUUCAGUUACAUCGUUGAAAUUGUUUCAUGUUGCGUUUAUAUUUUUGUUCAGUGUACUUUAACUCAGCGACAUUUGUUGGUUUUAAAGCAUGAACUGCUCGUUUCAAAUCCUGCCACAACGUCUCAAUUGGGAUUAGGUCUGGACUUUGGCUAGGCCAUUCCAAAACUUCAAAUGUGUUGCUUUUUAGCCAUUUUCAUGUAUACUUGAUUGUGUGUUUUGGAUCAUUGUCUUGCUGCAUGACCAAGCUGUGCUUCAGCUUCAGCUCACAGAUGGAUGGCCUGACAUUCUCCUGUAGAAUUCUCUGAUACAGAGCAUAAUGGGACCCAUGUCGUCCAAAAAGUUAUACUUUUUACUCAUCUGUCCAUAGAACAUUCUUCCUAGAGUCUUGAUGAUCAUCCAGGUGCUUUGUGGCAAACUUGAGUCAACUUUAUGGACGAAAUGGGUCCCAUUUAUGUCUGUUGAAAACCAAAUACUGUAUUCCAUAGUAUUACCUCAUACCAACAGUCAAGCAUGGUGGUGGUAGUGUGAUGGUUUGGGGAUUCUUUGCUGCCUCGGGACCUGGACGACUUGCCUUAAUAGAAGAAACCAUGAAUUCUGCUCUGUAUCAGAGAAUUCUACAGGAGAAUGUUAGGCCAUCCGUCUGUGAGCUGAAGCUGAAGUGCAGCAGGGUCAUGCAGCAAGACCAUGAUCCAAAACACACAAUCAAGUCUACAUGAAAAUGGUUAAAUAGCAACACGUUUUGGUCUAGUCAAAGUCCAGACCUAAUCCCAAUUGAGAUGUUGUGCCAGGACUUGAGGUCCCUCCACAGCGAUGUGAGAGACUGAUCAACAACUACAGGAAGCAUUUGGUUGCAGUCAUUGCAGGUGGCACAAACAGUUAUUCAGUGUAAGGGGGCAAUUACUUUUUCACUCGGGGUGUUGCAUAACAAUUUUAAACUCAGGUUCUCUUUAUCUAAUAGUAGGUUUUGGUUGAAGAUCUGAUAACUUUAGGUAUCAAAAAUAUGCAAAAAAUAGAGAAUCAGAAAGGGGGAAAGUACUUUUUCACAGCACUGUAAGUCAUCAUUACUACAUAAUGUGUCCAUGCUGUACCUAAAUGCAGGGACCUGGACUAGUAUGGACUGUCAUUCAUGACUAUGUUUCUCUCAACUGCUUUGUCCAGUGUCUCAGUAACACCCCUCCACUGACUGAGUAUUUCCUGCGGAGUGCCUAUCUGGAGGAGCUCAACUUCACCAACCCUCUGGGCAUGAAGGGGGAGAUAGCAGAGGCCUACGCUGAUGUUAUCAAACAGAUGUGGUCGGGGAGGCACUACUCUGUAGUUCCCCGGAUCUUCAAGGUAGUUGUCAGUGUGAAGUGUGAAACUCUGUCCACUAUUUUAUAAUGGAUUAAAGAGGCUUGUCAGUCAGUCAUGCUUAAGUAUUGAUGAUGCGUACCUUGAGAUAACAAUGUGUGUUAUUUUUAUUACCAGACCAAGGUUGGCCACUUUGCCUCCCAGUUUCUGGGCUACCAGCAGCAUGACUCCCAGGAACUGCUCUCCUUCCUGCUGGACGGGCUUCAUGAGGAUCUCAACCGGGUAAAGAACAAGGAGUACAUUGAGCUGAGGGAUGCCGAUGGCAGGCCUGACCAGGUAACAACCUGUACUGAAAGAGGACGGGGAGAAGAAUUGUAAAAAAAUACCAUUGCUCUCCAAGCUGUAGUAAACCUAAGGUGCAUUUGCAUUGCAUUUUUCCUCACACUCACCCUUUGACAACUUUCAGGAAGUGGCAGAGGAAGCGUGGCAUAACCACCGGCGACGUAACAACUCCGUGAUUGUUGACACCUUCCACGGGUUGUUCAAGUCCACCCUGGUUUGCCCCGAGUGCCGCAAAGUGUCGGUCACCUUUGACCCCUUCUGCUACCUCAGCGUGCCCCUUCCUGUUAGCAAGGACCGGGUGAUGGAGGUCUUCUUCGUCUCUCUGGACCCUGUGGCCAAACCUGUUCAGGUACAAGAUUAAUCUUCCUAUAGUUGGCCCUACAUCAUGCUUUUUAUAGGUAAUCAUCUGUAUUGAUUUAUUUGUAUUCUCCCACCAGCAUCGCUUGGUUGUACCCAAAGCUGGCAAAGUGUUUGACCUGUGCUCCGCUCUCUCGGAAAUGACCAACGUCCCAGUCAAUCAAGUGAGACAACGUUUUAAAGCCUCUGUGGUAGAGCAUGCUGUUGAAAAGCUAUCGUCAUUCAUCACAUGAAAUAUUGAGGUGAUACUGACCUGUGCCUCUCUUAUAUCAGAUGGUUGUGGCUGAUGUGUUCAACCACCGCUUCUAUAAGAUCUACCAUGCUGAUGAGUCUCUAAGCUGCAUCCUGGACCGGGAUGACAUAUUUGUGUAUGUAAAACCAGCUUUUACCUCCACAUCAAAAACAUACUUUUCCUGUUUGCUUGUUAGCACCAGCAUCUCUCCUGACCCCUGUCUGUGUGUUGCCCUGGCAGGUAUGAGCUGAGCAGAGGCUCUGUGGAGGAGGAGGGGGAUGAGGUGGUGCUGGCUCUGUACCUGAGGGAGCGUUCCCACUACAGGGACUAUGGCUCAGGGAGCAGCAGCUGCGGGACGUCCCUGUUCGGACACCCACUGCUCAUGGCUGUGCCUCGAGGCCAGUGCAGCCGCAACGCCCUCUAUCACCUCUUCCUGCAGCGGCUAGCGUGAGUUACUGACACAGGCCAAACAUCAGCUAAAAUAUUCUAUGUUUUUUGAUGGAAUUUCUUUUUUGAUGGAAUUUCAUUGUGACGACUAGUUGUACUGUGCCUUGUCUGAGAGUGAGGCCUUUCUCUCACAAGAGGGGUGUUCAAAUUGCGGGGGACAUUCUAGGAAUUACUGUUUCCGGUUUUUCGCUGCUGCACACUACGGGCAAAGAUGGAACAAGGAGCUCGUUAUAAAAAUAUUUGCCACAGGUGCAUCAAAAGUAAGUCUCCGGUAAAAUGUCUUCUAAACUAAGCUAGGGCUGUUUUUACGGCCAUUUUUCUAUCGCCUACACUUGAUGCUAGCUAAGCUAACGUUUGCAAAGCUAGGUAGGUAAAUAUUAUAGCUAAAAAAAGAGCUUGCUAAGAUUAUGUAUAUAACAUAUACACAAUCAAAUAAAUAUAUUGUGUUAUUUCAAAACAUUAACAGAAAACAUAAGGCUUUUAUAGCUAUAAUAUAGCUAACGUUAGCUAGCUAAUUAGAAGCUGAUCUUUGCUGGAUGCAUUUACGUUUAGCUCAUCUGAGUUUGUUGCUGUUAGCUAGCACAUGGACAAGCAGUACUGCAGUAGUCAGACUUGACACGAAUUACCGACAUAGUUGGAUCUUUCAUUUAUUUCUGCACUACACAAUACAUUUUUAUGAACAGUAAGCCCUCGAAUGCUAGCUAAAGUUGGCUUGCAAAUCAGCUAAAAUCACGCAGUAUUCAUAUCAUACGCAGUAUUAUGCAUACAAAACCACGCUCACAUUACAGCUAUCUAGAUAUGUGUACAGCUUUUUUGAAGGCGGACAUGCUAGCUAGCUAGCUAUAGUAUGGAUAAGUCCAGCUUGUUCCAGAGCAAUGGUCCAAAGCACUGCAUGUUUUUCACUGAUUGUUUUGCCAGUAGGUGUGGGUCUCAUUGGUCAUAGGCUUUGGCUGCUGCUUCGGUGCGCCCCGGAGGAUGGGUGAAGACUCCCACCUGAACAGGUCUGACAUGUACAGUGCCUUGCAAAAGUAUUCAACCCCCUUGGCGUUUUUCCUAUUUUGUUGCAUAACAACCUGGAAUUUUAAAUGGAUUUUUAUUUGGAUUUCAUGUAAUGGACAUACACAAAAUAGUCCAAAUUGGUGAAGUGAAAUUUAAAAAGUAACUUGUUUAAAAAAAAUCUUAAGUGUUGCGUGCAUAUGUAUUCACUGCCUUUGCUAUGAAGCCCCUAAAUAAGAUCUGGUGCAACCAAUUACCUUCAGAAGUCACAUAAUUAGUUAGAUUGCACACAGGUGGACUUCAUUUAAGUGUCACAUGAUCUGUCACAUGAUCUCAGUGUAUAUAUACACCUGUUCUGAAAGUCCCCAGAGUCUGUAACACCACUAAGCAAGGGGCACACCAAGCAAGCGGCACCAUGAAGACCAAGGAGCUCUCCAAACAGGUCAGGGACAAAGUUCUGGAGAAGUACAGAUCAGGGUUGGGUUAUAAAAAAAUAUCUGAAACUUUGAACAUCCCACGGAGCACAAUUUAAAUCCAUUAUUAAAAAAGGCAAAGUGGGCAUUAAUCAGAGAGGCAAGAAAGAGACCAAAGAUAACCCUGAAGGAGCUGCAAAGCUCCACAGCGGAGAUUGGAGUAUCUGUCCAUAGGAACACUUUAAGCCGUACACUCCACAGAGCUGGGCUUUACGGAAGAGUGGCCAGAAAAAAGCAAUUGCUUAAAGAAAACUAUAAGCAAACCCAUUUGGUGUUCGCCAAAAGGCAUGUGGGACACUCCCCAAACAUAUGGAAGAAGGUACUCUGGUCAGAUGAGACUAAAAUUGAGCUUUUUGGCCAUCAAGGAAUAUGUCUGGCGCAAACUCAACACCUCUCAUCACCUCGAGAAACCAUCCCCACAGUGAAGCAUGGUGGUGGCAGCAUCAUGCUGUGGGGAUGUUUUUCAUCGGCAGGGACUGGGAAACUGAUCAGAAUUGAAGGAAUGAUGGAUGUGCUAAAUACAGGGAAAUUCUUGAGGGAAACCUGUUUCAGUCUUCCAGAGAUUUGAGACUGGGACGGAGGUUCACCUUCCAGCAGGACAAUGACCCUAAGCAUACUGCUAAAGCAAUACUUGAGUGGCCCCGUGUAGCUCAGUUGGUAGAGCAUGGUGCUUGCAACGCCAGGGUUGUGGGUUCGUUUCCCACGGGGGGCCAGUAUGAAAAUGUAUGCACUCACUAACUGUAAGUCACUCUGGAUAAGAACGUCUGCUAAGUGACUAAAAUGUAAAUGUUUAAGGAGAAACAUUUAUAUGUCUUGGAAUGGCCUAGUCAAAGCCCAGACCUCAAUCCAAUUGAGAAUCUGUGGUAUGACUUAAAGAUUGCUGUACACCAGCGAAACCCAUCCAACUUGAAGGAGCUGGCAUGUUGUGUAAAUCAAAUGAUACAAACCCCCCAAAAAUACAUUUUAAUUCCAGGUUGUAAGGCAACAAAAUAGGAAAAUGCCCAGGGGGGUGAGUACUUUCGCAAGCCACUGUAUUCAGGCAGUUUGUGCUGUGUCGCCUUGAAAACAGUCACUAGGGUGUUAUAAUGGAUCCUGCACAUCAGUGGUUUGAUACGAGCAGCCCUGUUGAUGAUACGCUGUAGCUGGUUAAGACCUGUCUUAUUGCACUGAUGUAGGGAGGGAAGCCAUACUUUGGCUCGUAGUCCAGGUGAGUUAUCAGGGUGUGGUAGAUUGUCAGGAGGAUGUCCUUGGAGAGAAAGUCCCUUGCCCUUUUUAGAGUGUGGUGAGGGUGAAUCAAAUUAUUUCUUCAACAUCUUGCUAGCUAGUUGUAGCCAAAGGACUUUCUAUAAUUUGAAAGCUAGCUAGCAACAAAGUGAAGCUAUCUGCAUAGUCACAUUGCUAGCUAGCAACAUGACAUUUCUAUAUUCUAGAGGCAGUGGAAACGCAAUUUGGGUUGACUUCAAAGUGCGAGGCUUUAGAUACAGCUGUUUUUUCUCUCGAUUUCAAACAAAGACGUAUGCUACAACAGGACUUGCUCUUGGUUUGCGCCAUUUCUAUAGAAAAAAAUAUACCGGAUAUAGGAUUUUCCCAAAAACAGAUGUCCCGCUCCGAAAACGAGAGAAAGGCCUAUUGUGUGGUGAUGUUUUCACAGACGGUAUGUCCGGCCACCAGAUCCCUCAGAGGAGGAGGAGGGUGAAGAUGACGAGGAACUUUACAAGACCCAGACCAAUGGUGUCAGCGAUGGUAAUCUGAUCUCCGUUAGCAAAUUGUUGAUACACUGGGCAGAAUUGAUUUCUACAAACUAGUGUCUCCACUCUAGAAUGUUGUCUGUCUCCACAGAUGACGGUGAGGAUGACUGUGAGAGGCCGGCACCCUUUAAGAGAGAUGACCGUUGUGAUGGUGGCCAAUGGGAUGACCAAGCGGACGGCCCUGCUGUGACCCAGACUCAGCCAGAGCAGACACAAACCCAGGAGUCUGGAGAACAGGCUCAGGCUGAGGAGGGGGCCAGUAGUGAAGUAAGGGCAGGGUGCAGCACAGAGGACAGCGCCUCGGCAUCCUGCAGUGCUGGAGCCAGUGCUGGAGCCAGUGCUGGAGCCAGUGCUGGAGCCAGUGCUGGAGCCAGUGCUGGAGCCAGUGCUGGAGCCAGUGCUGGAGCCAGUGCUGGAGCCAGUGCUGGAGCCAGUGCUGGAGCCAGUGCUGGAGCCAGUGCUACAGUUCCAACAGAUCGCCAGCAGGAUGCAGGCCUUCAGCAGCAGCAGCCGUGUGAGACUGAGGAGGAGGAGGAGGAGGAGGAGAAGGGUGAGUGCCCCCCCAGCCCCCCGCAGACCAACGAGAGGCAGGCCAAGAGGAAGGGCUGCCAGGCCAGACGCAGGAAGCUGCUCUUCUCCAUCCAGGCGGUCAACUCCAAUGGCACUACGGAGAGAUGCAUGGGAGAGGACGGCAGUGCCUUCUCUUUUAGCUGUGAGUCUCAGACACCACAUCACAUUCACACUGACGACUGUUUUGUCACUGAAGUAGCUAGGCUCAUAUUCUCUUCAUAUGUUUUAGAGCCCAGUAGCUGUAUGUGACACAGAUGGUUUAGCAUCCACAUGUGAGUAUUUUAUUUAAUAUUACUGUGUCCCUUUCACAGCUCAACCAUAUGUGGCCAUUGACUGGGAUCCUGACAUAAAGAAGAAAUGCUACAACGAGAAUGAGGCAGAGGUAUGUGUGAAUCACGCUUUACAUUAAUAAAGCUUAAGUAAAGUAUUUAAGUUUUAAAGUGUGUUUGGGCCAGUGGCGUGAACAUGGCCUGGUUGCUGGUCAUUUAGCCAACUCCUGACAUCUUUCCAUCCACAGAAGUAUGUAAAACACCAAAGCAUGGAGGUCCCUCACCAGCAGACCACAGUGCAGCUGCAGGAGUGUAUUGAGCUCUUCACCACUGUGGAGAUCCUGGAGGAAGAAAACCCCUGGUACGGCUGCCCCACACCUGGCAUUUCAUUCUAUGUAUCUAGCAAGUAUUAUGCUGAAUAUAGUUAAUGGUCCAAUGCAGCCGUUUCUAUCUCAAUAUCAAAUCAUUUCUGGGUAACAAUUAAGUACCUAACUGUGAUUGUUUUCAAUUAAAAAAGAAACAAAAAUAGCUUCUUAGCAAAGAGCAAUUUCUCAAGCAAGAAUUUAGCUAGGACUGUCUGGGAGUGUUCUGAGUAGGGAGGGGAAAACUGAAGUCUUAACUAUACUGAACAAAAAUACAACAUGCAACAUUUUCAAAGAUUCUACUGAGUUACAGUUCAUAUAAGGAAAUCAGUCAGUUGAAAUAAAUUCAUUAGGCCCUAAUCUAUGGAUUUCACAUGACUGGGAAUACAGAUAAGCGUCUGUUGGUCACAGAUACCUUUAAAAAAAAGGUAGGGGCGUGGAUCAGAAAACCAGUCAGUAUCUGGUAUGACCACCAUUUGCCUCAUGCAGCGCGACACAUCUCCUUCACAUAGAGUUGAUCAGGCUGUUGAUUGUGGCCUGUGGAAUGUUGUCUCACUCCUCUUCAUUGGCUGUGCAAAGUUGCUGGAUAUUGGCGGGAAUUGGAACAUGCUGUCAUACACAUCAAUAUUUGCAGUGUUGACCCUUCUUUUUCAAGACCUCUGCAAUCCGUCCUGACAUGCUGUCAAUUAACUUCUGGGCCACAUCCUGACUGAUGGCAGCCCAUUCUUGCUUAAUCAAUGCUUUUUUUGUCAGAAUUUGUGGGUUUGUGUUUGUCCACCCGCCUCGAGGAUUGACCACAAAGGGGAUUCAUCAGAGAAAAUGACUUUACCCCAGUCCUCAGCAGUCCAAUCCCUGUACCUUUUGCAGAAUAUCAGUCUAUCCCUGAUGUUUUUCCUGGAGAGAAGUGUCUUCCUCGCUGCCCUUCUUGACACCAGGCCAUCCUCCAAAAGUGUUUGCCUCACUGUGCGUGCAGAUGCACUCACACCUGCCUGCUGCCAUUCCUGAGCAAGCUCUGCACUGGUGGUGCCCCGAUCCUGCAGCUGAAUCAACUUUAGAAGACGGUCCUGGCGCUUGCUGGACUUUCUUGGGCGCCCUGAAGCCUUCUUCACAACAAUUGAACCUCUCUCCUUGAAGUUCUUGAUGAUCCGAUAAAUGGUUGAUUUAGGUGCAAUCUUACUAGCAGCAAUAUCCUUGCCUGUGAAGCCCUUUUUGUGCAAAGCAAUGAUGACGGCACGUGUUUCCUUGCAGGUAUCCAUGGUUAACAGAGGAAGAACAAUGAUUUCAAGCACCACCCUCCUUUUAAAGCUUGCAGUCGGUUAUUCUAACUCAAUCAGCAUGACAGAGUGAUCUCCAGCCUUGUCCUCGUCAACACUCUCACCUGCGUUAACGAGAGAAUCACUGACAUGAUGUCAGCUGGUCCUUUUGUGGCAGGGCUGAAAUGCAGUGGAAAUGUUUUUUGGGGAUUAUUACAUUUACAUUUUAGUCAUUUAGCAGACGCUCUUAUCCAGAGCGACUUACAGUUAGUGAGUGCAUACAUUAUUUUUUUAUUUGUUAUUUUUUUCAUACUGGCUCCCCGUGGGAAUCUUUUUCAUGGCAAAGAGGGACUUUGCAAUUAAUUGCAAUUCAUCUGAUCACUCUUCAUAACAUUCUGGAGUAUAUGCAAAUUGCCAUCAUUAAAACUGAGGCAGCAGACUUUGUGAAAAUUAAUAUUUGUGUAAUUCUCAAAACUUUUGACCACGACUGUACAGAUCCUUGCGACAUGGGGCUUUGCAUUAUCAUGCUGAAACAUGAGGUAUUGGCGGCAGAUGAAUGGCAUGACAAUGGGCCUCAGGAUCUCAUCACGGUAUCUCUGUGCAUUCAAAUUGUCAUCGAUAGUUGUGUUCAUUGUCCGUAGUUUAUGCCUGCCAAUACCAUAAUCCCACCGCCACCACUCUGUUCACAAAGUUGGCAUCAGUAAACCGCUCACCCAUACGACACCAUACACGUGGUCUGUGGUUGUGAGGCCGGUUGGACGUACUGCCAAGUUCUCUAAAACGACGUUGGAGGUGGCUUAUGGUUGAGAAAUGAACAUUCAAUUCUCUGGCAACAGCUCUGGUGGACAUUCCUGCAGUCAGCAUGCCAAUUACACGGUCCCUCAACUUGAGACAUCUGUGGCAUUGUGUUGUGACAAAACUGCACAUUUUAGUGGCCUUUUAUUGUCCGCAGCACAAGGUGCACCUGUGUAAUGAACUUGCUGUUUAACCAGCUUCUUGAUAUGCCACACCUAUCAAGUGGCAAAGGAGAAAUUCUCACUAACAGGGAUGUAAACAAAUUUGUUCACAACAUUUUUGAGAAAUAAGCUUUUUGUGUGUAUGGAACAUUCCUGGGAUCUUUUAUUUCAGCUCAUGAAACAUGGGAUCAACACUUUACAUGUUGCGUUUCUAUCUUUGUUCAGUGUAAUUUACCGCCUGGUGACAUCACCUGGCAGGCCAAAACUCCAUCCCACCAAAACAGGCUGAAAUGUCAGGCGGUCUCUUCAAACAGCUCAUACACUAAAAGGGCGUUAUCAUCAUUUUCAUAAUUUUACAGUAUUAUUCCAACCUCAUAGUGUGGAAAUGUUUAUAAAGCACAGGAAAAUAACAUUUUUCACUGCGCUGGGCCUUUAACAUUAAAUUUUUCCCAGGAAAAGCUGAUGACUAACAUAUUAAAUCUUACUGUAUUUAGCAGUAAGAUUUAAUAUGUUAGUCAUCAGCUUUUCCUGGGAAAAAUGUAAUGUUAAAGGCCCAGCGCAGUGAAAAAUGUUAUUUUCCUGUGCUUUAAAUACUGUUAAAGCUACGACACACCGGUAGGAUUGUCAAACGUUUGCCUGCCGACAGUACUUGGCACCUCUGAACAGAGUGUCGGCAGUCAAACUCUUUUGUGUUCACACAGCAAGGAUCUUGGAAGUCAUCAGACAUUCAGCCUUGUUGAAAAUACUCCAAACCAGAAGGUGGCAAUAGUGUUGUUUGGCAAUGCAUAUCUGUGCGUAUUGCUUAUGGUCUAGAUUCCAAGCUAUCUGUGCUAAUGUUGCUAUUUUGUAGAAUGUCCUUGAUGACACUAAACAAAUGGCCACAGCUAGAUAACUACCUAGCAAGAUGACGAAGAAACAAUUUAUUUCACUCUCCAUAAUUCUGUACUGCCAGCCCAUAGCCAAAUGUUGACGCAGGCAAUAAGGCAGUGAUCGCUGAGAUCCUGGUUGAAGACAGCGGAGGCGUAUUUAGAGGGUAAGUAAAACCCCACGGAACGCUCUUGCUUCAGCUACGGACCUUUUAAUGUCUCGGUCUCUGUGGAAGCCUUGGAGGAUUUCCUUGAGGAGUUCAUACACUUCUCCGUGAACGAGACAGCAGACUUGUUCUCAUUUACAACUGCGACCUGGCCAAGAUAAAGCAAAGCAGUGCGAUUAAAAACAAAGUCAAAAAAUACAACAGAAAAUAUAUAUACAGUGUGUGCAAAUGUAGCAAGUUAUGGAGGUAAGGCAAUAAAUAGGCUAUAGUGCAAAAUAAUUACAAUUAGUAUUAACACUGGAAUGCUAGAGAUUAUGUGCAAAUAGAGAUACUGGGGUGCAAAAGAGCAAAAUAAAUAACAAUAUAGGGAUGAGGUAGUUGGGUGGGCUAAUUUCAGAUGGGCUGUGUACAGGUGCAGUGAUCGGUAAGGUGCUCUGACAACUGAUGCUUAAAGUUAGUGAGGGAGAUAAGUGUCUCCAGCUUCAGAGAUUUUUGCAAUUCGUUCCAGUCAUUGGCAGCAGAGAACUGGAAGGAAUGGCGGCCAAAGGAGGUGUUGGCUUUGGGGAUGACCAGUGAGAUAUACCUGCUGGAGCGCAGACUACGGGUGGGUGCUGCUAUGGUGACCAAUGAGCUAAGAUAAGGCGGGGAUUUGCCUAGCAGUGAUUUAUAGAUGGUCUGGAGCCAGUGGGUUUGACGAUGAACAUGUAGUGAGGACCAGCCAACAAGAGCGUACAGGUCACAGUGGUGGGUCGUGUAUAGGGCUUUGGAGACAAAACGGAUGGCACUGUGAUAGACUACAUCCAAUUUGCUGAGUAGAGUGUUGGAGGCUAUUUUGUAAAUGACAUCGCCGAAGUCAAGGAUCGGUAGGAUAGUCAGUUUUACGAGGGCAUGUUUGGCAGCAUGAGUGAAGGAGGCUUUGUUGCGAAAUAGGAAGUUGAUUCUAGAUUUAACUUUGGAUUGGAGAUUCUUAAUGUGAGUCUGGAAGGAGAGUUUACAGUCUAACCAGACACCUAGGUAUUUGUAGUUGUCCACAUACUCUAGAUCAGACCCGUCGAGAGUAGUGAUUCUAGUCGGGUGGGCGGGUGCCAGCAGCGUUCGAUUGAAGAGCAUGCAUUUAGUUUUACUAGUGUUUAAGAGCAAUUGGAGGCUACUGAAGGAGUGUUGUAUGGCAUUGAAGCUCGUUUGGAGGUUUGUUAACACAGUGUCCAAUGAAGGGCCAGAUGUAUACAAAAUGGUGUCGUCUGCGUAGAGGUGGAUCUGAGAGUCACCAGCAGCAAGAGCGACAUCAUUGAUAUACACAGAGAAAAGAGUCGGCCCAAGAAUUGAACCCUGUGGCACCCCCAUAGAGACUGCCAUAGGUCCAGACAACAGGCCCUCCGAUUUGACACAUUGAACUCUAUCUGAGAAGUAGUUGGUGAACCAGGCGAGGCAGUCAUUUGAGAAACCAAGGCUAUUUAGUCUGCCAAUAAGAAUGCGGUGGUUGACAGUCGAAAGCCUUGGCCAGGUCGAUGAAGACGGCUGCACAGUACUGUCUAUUAUCGAUCGCGGUUAUAAUAUCGUUUAGGACCUUGAGCGUGGCUGAAGUGCACCCAUGACCAGCUCGGAAACCGGAUUGCAUAGCGGAGAAGGUACGGUGGGAUUCAAAAUGGUCGGUGAUCUGUUUGUUAACUUGGCUUUCAAAUACUUUCGAAAGACAGAGCAGGAUGGAUAUAGGUCUGUAACAGUUUGGAUCUAGAGUGUCACCCCCUUUGAAGAGUGGGACGACCGCGGCAGCUUUUCAAUCUCUGGGGAUAUAAAUAAAUAAUAAUAUGCCAUUUAGCAGACGCUUUUAUCCAAAGCGACUUACAGUCAUGCGUGCAUACAUUUUUUUUGUGUAUGGGUGGUCGCUGGGGAUGGGGAUCUCAGACGUUACGAAAGAGAGGUUGAACAGGCUAGUAAUAGGGGUUGCGACAAUUUUGGCGGCUAUUUUUAGAAAGAAAGGGUCCAGAUUGUCUAGCCCAGCUGAUGUGUAGGGGUCCAGAUUUUGCAGCUCUUUCAGAACAUCAGCUGUCUGAAUUUGUGUGAAGGAGAAGCGGGGGGGGGGGGCAUGGGCAAGUUGCAGCGGAGGGUGCAGAGUUGGUGGCCGGGGUAGUGGUAGCCAGGUGUCAAGCAUGGCCAGCCGUAGCAAAAUGCUUGUUGAAAUUCUCGAUUAUUGUAGAUUUAUCGGUGGUGAUAGUGUUUCCUAGCCUCAGUGCAGUGGGCAGCUGGGAGGAAGUGCUCUUAUUCUCCAUGGACUUUACAGUGUCCCAAAACUUUUUGAAGUUAGGAUGCAAAUUUCUGUUUGAAAAAGUUAGCCUUUGCUUUCCUGACUGCUUGUGUAUAUUGGUUCCUAACUUCCCUGAAAAGUUGCAUAUCGCGGGGGCUAUUUGAUGCUAAUGCAGUACGCCACAGGAUGUUUUUGUGCUGGUCAAGGGCAGUCAAGUGUGAGGAGAACCAGGGGCUAUAUCUGUUCUUAGUAUUUUUUGAAUGGGGCGUGUUUAUUUAAGAUUGAGAGGAUAUUACUUUUAAAGAACAACCAGGCAUCCUCUACUGACGGAAUGAGAUCUAUAUCCAUCCAGGAUACCUGGACCAGGUCAAUUAGGAAGGCCUGCUCGCUAAAGUGUUUAAGGGAGCGUUUGACAGUGAUGAGGGGUAGUCGUUUGACCGCGGACCCGUUACGGACGCAGGCAAUAAGGCAGUGAUCGCUGAGAUCCUGGUUGAAGACAGCGGAGGUGUAUUUAGAGGGUAAGUUAGUCAGGAUGAUAUCUAUGAGGGUACCCAUGUUUACGGAUUUAGGGUUGUACCUGGUAGGUCCGUUGAUAAUUUUUGUGAGAUUGAGGGCAUCUAGUUUGGAUUGUAGGAUGGCCAGGGUGUUAAGCAUAUCCCAAUUUAGGUCACCAAGCAGUACGAACUCUGAGGAUAAAUGGGGGGCAAUCAAUUCACAUAUGGUGUCCAGGGCACAGCUGGGGGCUGAGGGGGGUCUGUAGCAAGCGGCAACAGUGAGAGACUUAUUUCUGUUUGCUGCAGGUACUGCCCAAUAUGUAAGAAACACCAACUGGCCACUAAGAAACUGGACCUGUGGUCACUGCCUGAGGUUCUCAUCAUCCACCUGAAACGCUUCUCCUACACCAAGUACUCCAGGGAGAAGCUGGAUAUCAUUGUUGACUUUCCUCUCAGGUUGGUUACAUCAUGUCUGUCUCUUUUACUGUAAUAUAAAACAUUCUGUACACAUUUACAUUUUUAAGUGGGGAGGAUGUCAGUGUGACUAGUACCCCCCCACACCUCCACUCAAUCCACUACAGAGUUAUUAGUGCAGUUUUCCACAAGUGCUAUCUUAAUCCAACCUGUUUCUCUUUAUUGCAGACACCUCGACUUCUCAGGUUGUCUGCUGAGGAAGACCGGUACAAACGGAGAGCCACCCAGCCGAUAUGAUCUGAUAGCAGUUUCCAACCACUACGGCGGACUCCGAGACGGACAUUGUGAGAUGCUGCUUUUGUAUGUCAUACUUUGUCAUAUGCCUUCAUUUUGUUCAACAUAUGUUUCUGCUCUCUCGACAGACACCAGCUAUGCCCGGAACAAAGACAAUGGACAAUGGUAUUACUUCGAUGACAGCAAGGUGGCAUAUGCAAGGGAGGAACAAAUUGUGGUAAGUUUAGCUACUGGACAGUUUAGAAUUCCUUCUUUGAAAAAUGUUUGUUGCCUUGCAAUGUCAUGAUCUCCCCACCCUUGUCUCUACCCUUCCAGACUAAUGCUGCCUACCUCCUGUUCUACCACCGACAAGACAAGAUUCGUCAGCCCACCUUACCUGCCCCCUCGGACAGCUCCUCCUCUCCCGCCCAGCCUGCUAAUGAUGUCACUUCCCUCAAACACGAUGGGAUGGAGAGAGCCACUUCCUAUGUCAACAUGGAAACAGACUGAAGGAGAUUUUAUUUUAGUAUCUUUUUUUUUCUGAGUUGAUGAGGCUUUUUUUUUUUUUUUUUUUUUUUCUAUUCCAAAAAAACUUGAACCUUCUGCCUCUCCCCUGCUUUGAACAAGGUGUGAGAAGCAGAGGCUAGAUUCUCAGGCUGGUGCAGAAGUGUGAGGAAUGCAAUUUAUGCUUCUUUUA